Molecule: messenger RNA, 1152 nt
Organism: Adineta steineri
Lineage: Eukaryota; Metazoa; Rotifera; Eurotatoria; Adinetida; Adinetidae
Source: the annotation of a GenBank genome assembly
AUGAAUUUUAAUACUGGAUCGACAUAUGGUUAUCAAUACCAAUCAUCAUCCUACAAACAUGUUAGUUCAUUUAGUAAAGCCGAAAAAACUACACAUACAAAUUCCAAUAGUAAUCGAUUUUUAGAUGGACAACGCAGUCAGUCUUCUCAAUGUCUACCACAUAAUGGUCCUUCUUUCUCUUCAGGCUCCAUUAUGCAUAGUGUUCCUAUGCAACCUCCAAAUUUUCCUCAACUUGGUUCUGAUAAUUGUCUAGAUGAUUUGGAAAGAUCUACAAAUACAGACUUAAAUGGUGAUGGAUUUAUUGGUGGACAACGUAGUCAACCUCCUCAACAUCUGUCACAUAAUGGUUCUUCUUUUCGUUCAGGUUUCAAUGCAUAUAUUGCACCUAUGCAACCUCCAAGUUUUAUUCAAGUUGGUUCUAAUGAUUUAAUAAAUGAUUUGGAAAGAUCUACAAGUACAGAUAUAGACGGUGAUGGGCUGAUUGGUGGACAAUUCAUGCAACAAUCACAUUUUCAGCCUUCUCCUAGUAGAGGUCAAAUCAAUCAAAUGGAAAAGAGAACUCAUAUUGAUUGCCAUGGCGAUAGACCGUCUCCACAAAUUCCAAAUUACCAACAAUAUAAUAAUCCCAUUGAACCUCCGGUUAUGAAUUAUUCUGGUGGUGAAGAUUUUGUCAAUCAAGUGGAAAACAGAACUCAUAUUGAUUUUAAUAGUGGUAGAUCACCUUCACAGAUUCCAAAUUAUCAACCAUAUAAUAAUCUCAUUGAAACUCCAGUUAUUAAUUAUUCGGCUGGUGAAGGUAUCAUGAAUGAAAUAGAAAAGAGUACUCAUAUUGAUUUCAAUGGUGAUGGGCGGAUUGGUACAUCAUCUUCACAUAUUCCAAAUUCUCAAUCAUAUAAUGAUUCCAGUCGUCAUCCACAUUGUCAUCGUUCUGGUGGUGAAGGCGUUAUGAAUAAAAUAGAAAAGGGUACUCAUAGUAAUUUUAAUAGUGAUAGAUGUAUUGGAGGAUCAUCUGCACAUUUUUCAAGUUAUCAAUCUUAUAAUGGUUUUAACAAUUCUCCACAUUAUCAUCAACCUAGCAAUGAUGGUCUCAUUAAUGAAUUGGAGAAAAUUACACAUAUUGAUUUGAAUCGUGAUGGACAUAUUGGUGAAUAA